Messenger RNA from Oppia nitens, 1592 nucleotides. Its product is annotated as nose resistant to fluoxetine protein 6-like. Gene Ontology annotation, molecular function: acyltransferase activity, transferring groups other than amino-acyl groups. The coding region runs from base 108 to 1592 and encodes 494 amino acids. The transcript has 9 exons. NCBI's taxonomy places the organism in Eukaryota, Metazoa, Arthropoda, Arachnida, Sarcoptiformes, Oppiidae. The record is from RefSeq and is a predicted model, not a curated record.
UAGGAAAUCAUAAUUAUGUCAUACAAUUGUAUUCACAUUUUCUAGUAUCCAAUGUUAGCUAUGAAUGCAAACAAGUGAUCGACUAUUUGGUCAGACAUCCCAACGAUAUGACAGCACUUAAAUUGAUUGAUUCAAGUGCUGUCAUCGGCUCCGGUAUUAUUGAAGGAAAUUUGAAUUUUAUGGGACAAUACAGUGAAUGUAUUGGCAAUAGUGCCGACAUUAUUAUUGACAAACAAUUACAUAAAUUCAAUUCACAGUAUUGUACACUCAAUAUAGAUUUUUUCAACAAUCAAUCACUGCAUCCAUUAAUUGGUAUUUGUUUUCCUCAAUCAUGCAAUUCAAACGAUUUGCAAACAAUUUUUCAAUCAUCAUUGAAUUCAACAAACAAAUGGAUACAAUCUUUGGUUGCAUUUUCAUUGUACACAAAUACGAGACAAUUAGUAACAGUUGGAAACCAAUCAAUAAAUACAAUCAAUUGUUUUCAUGGCUUACGUGUUAUCAGUUUAAUAAUUGUAAUAACAUAUCAUACAAUUGAUGCAUAUACAACAAAUUCUUCAAAUAGUAUAGAAAUAAUACCAAUGUAUUCAUCAAUUGCAAUGCAAUUUAUACUGAAUGGUAUGCUUUGGAUUGAUAUAUUUUUCCUGUUAUCGGGAUUCCUGUGUGCGUACAGUGUUUUACGUGAAGUCAAACAAACAUCUGUUCGUAAAUAUGCCGGAAAUAUCUUAUGGAAAAUAAUUCAUCGCUAUAUUAGACUUACGCCGUCAGUGUUGGCAAUCAUUGGUUUCUCAUUACUAGUGGAAGUGAUGUCUUCGUCUCCGUUUUGGUUUAUAUUUGUUGACAAUAAUAAGUCGUGUCUAAAGAAUUGGUGGAAAACUAUACUUUAUUUAACUAAUAUUCAGUUUAAUAAUAAUAACGAAAAAUGUUUGGGUCAUACGUGGUAUUUGUCAGCCGAUAUGCAAAUGUUUAUAGUGUCACCCAUUUUCAUAAUACUAUUGACGUGCAAUGAUAUUAGAAAACAAUAUUUAGGUAUUGCUAUAAAUAUUUUGGCAAUUAUAGCAUCAUGGACAAUUAGUGCUCAUAUAUUAGCUAAAAAUGAAUCAACAUCCACUGCUGAUUUUAGAUUUUUUAUUAAAGAUGUGAAAAUAAUUGACUAUUUGUUUGCAUCCUAUUGUCGUAUACCUGCCUAUUGUAUUGGUAUAUUAAUGGCGUAUAUCUAUAAUAAAUUUGGAAAAUUAAACAUCAAUUGGACAACUAAUAUACUAUUAUGGAUAUUAUGUAUUGUCAUAAAUUUGGUAAACAUUUUAUCAACAUAUUUCUGGUUUUCAGGCUAUAGUUAUCACAAUUUUGGUUUUCUAUUAUAUGGUACUAUUAGUCACACCGUUUGGUCAAUAUGUUGGGCAUACAUGCUGUAUGCCUGUGCCAUUGGACAGGGAGGUAUUGUUAAUCGGGUACUUUCAUGGUCAGCAUUGAUACCAUUGAGUCGAUUAUCCUAUCAAGGAUAUUUGAUUCAAUCUGUAUUAAUAUUUAUUAUAUUAGCAAGUUUACCCCUACCAUCAUAUAGUAACUCCAUUAAUCUGGUAAUUAUUUGUUAA